Seminavis robusta is the source of this 2078-nucleotide messenger RNA. NCBI's taxonomy places the organism in Eukaryota, Bacillariophyta, Bacillariophyceae, Naviculales, Naviculaceae. The record is from the annotation of a GenBank genome assembly.
GUGACAACUCGGGACGAGUUCAGUCACUCCUGACGUUGCAGUCAUUGCAAAUGUCUUUUGCGAAAGAUCAUAAUGACUGGACAUGCUCCUCUCAAAACCACAACAACUCGCUCGACCAAUAACUCAACACACUCUCCUUCACGCCUUGCUGUACGGUAGCCAAGCAAGUAGCCAUACUGCACAACCAAAAAAAGGGCACCAUGAAGAUAGCAUCUCGCAACAACAACCGAAGAAAACCCCAAGUCAGGACGUCUCAACUAGUAUUGGGAAUUUUGGUAUGUGUCCUGGCGGGUGCUGUCGUUUUGUUUGGUACUUCCAUGGCCUUUUUGACGCAACACGAGAAACAAACUUCAGGCAACAACAACAACAAUAUCAAGGAGGAUGUCAUUUCCAAGCCACUGGCUACAAAUACUAAUACUGGCAAGAAAGAAAAGUCCGCUUCCACACUAUUACGACACCAACUUCCAGCACCACCUGCCAUUUCGUCGCAAACAGUCAAGACCGCCCUAGACAAAGUCAAACAAGAAUUCUAUGACCGCUAUGGGGGCGAACAAGCUGCCAAUGCUCUCUACCAAAAGACCAUUACCUUUUUUGGUGCCAUGGACAAGACUGCCGACCGCAUUCUCCGUGCCGUCGCACAACAAGAAGCCUUUGUCAUGGGAUUUGCGGGAUAUUCCAUUACCGUUGGCAGAGGCAACUUCUUUUCCCAAUCCUUUCCCUUUGUCGUCGAACGCACACUCCAAGACAUUCUACAAAAGGUGGGAGUCCCCAACUUUAUCGUGCGCAAUUCUGCCAUUGGAGGGAUUCCCUCCUUCCCUUAUGCAUACUGUCUGGAUCAUUUUGUCUCCAAGCAAACCGAUGUACUCUCCUGGGAUUUUAGCAUGAACGAAAUGUCUAAAGAUCCCGCCGUCUUUGAAGCAUAUCUGCGACAGGCAUUGCAUCAAUUGCCCAAACAACCCAUGAUUAUCAUGGUCGACAACAACAAUUUGCGAGCACAAGUGCUGGAAAAAUAUGUCAAUCUGGGACUCUUACAGGGUGCAUUGACAGUUGCCAAGGCGGGCGCCGUCAUUGAUCCCGCGUUGCUCCAAAAACCAGACGAUCAAAAACCACCGGGGCUGCAAAAAUGGGACGAAUUUGGAGCCCCCGAUGGAUGUCCUGGCAAAGGAUCCUGGCAUCCAAAGAAAGCGGAACACGAAUUCAUGGGAUGGAUGAUUGCCAUGCAUUUCGUACAAGCUUUGGAAAUUGUACACCAAACACAAGUCGACAAUCCCAAUCAUUGGUACAAACCCUAUCUGGAACAACAACCACAAGUGCGCGUCACCUUUCCCAAGCCACUUUCCAAUCCACCCCCCAAUGAUGAAUCUGUGACGGAAAUUUUAUUUGGACAUGCCAACGAUAAUGACAAUCAAUAUCAAAUGAAGGAACUCUCCUGUCGCACCAACUUUUUGCCGGCGACCGACUACGAAAAGGUACUACCUUCCUUGGUGAUUGCGGGGCUUUCCAAUGAGGCCACGGCCGAGAAUAUCAUGGAAACCCGGAACGAUGAUUUCUACCACAAAGGGUGGGUCCUGGAUGUCAGUCCCGUUGAACGAGAUACCAAACGCAAAGUUGAAACCUGUGGUGGAUUGGGAUACAUCGACAUGAAGAUUGCACUCUAUGGAAUUCCCGAAAGUGGACCACUGGAACUCUUUUUGCCCUACGAGGGAGCACCGCACGAUCACAAUGACGCAACAGAGAGCGACGCACAACAUUGGUUUGAUGGUCUCAUUGUCUGUGAAGCCAAUGACAAGCGAUCCAAAGAAGCCUGUCAAUUGGAUCGAGACAUUGAGUACGUUGUGGGGGGUGUCAAGGUUCCUUCUGUUGUACGAGUCAAUGGUGCCGGGGAGUAUUUAAAGCGCAAGACCUGUGUCAGUGUCGGGGUACCUGCCGGAGCUAAGAUUGGGCGACGACAAGAAGUGGCGGCCGAUUCUUCUCAGACACAAGGCAUUGGUUUGCCCGUCAGCAUCACAGCCAAGGCACCUGUCACACGCAAAGUUGGGGCCUGCUGCCUGUCGCAUAUUGUGUGGGAGCAGCAUUAG